Sinocyclocheilus rhinocerous is the source of this 723-nucleotide messenger RNA. Its product is annotated as 28S ribosomal protein S18c, mitochondrial-like. Lineage: Eukaryota; Metazoa; Chordata; Actinopteri; Cypriniformes; Cyprinidae. The transcript is spliced from 6 exons. The record is from RefSeq and is a predicted model, not a curated record. Bases 166 to 576 code for a protein of 136 amino acids. Gene Ontology annotation, cellular component: ribosome; mitochondrial small ribosomal subunit. Gene Ontology annotation, molecular function: small ribosomal subunit rRNA binding; structural constituent of ribosome. Gene Ontology annotation, biological process: mitochondrial translation.
CAGAAGAAGAAGAAGAAGCAGGAUAUCCAUUUUGAAGUGACGUUCGCUUGCUCCGAUCUUGUAGGUGGCGGUAGAUUGCAACAAACGUAACCACCAUAACCGCGCUAAACGACUCCGCAGAAGAAGCAGGCAGAAAUAGUGGCCUCCUCCUGAACACAUCGAGGAAUGUUUGCCCUUUCUUUUAGUCGCCUGUUAUUACAGGCUCUUCCCAAGCAACCGGUCACACCUAGGGCUACAGCACAAUGCAUCAGAAGUCUGACAACAUCUCAGCAAGAAUCUCUAAAGAAAGAUGAUAUACCUAUUAAAAUGGAAAACCCAUACAAGUCCCCUCCGAAAACUUGCAUCCUGUGUAAUGUAACUGUAGACUUCAAAAACGUUCAGCUGUUGUCCCAGUUUAUUUCACCACACACAGGCAGAAUAUACGGCAGACACAUAACAGGCUUGUGUGGUCGGAAGCAGAAAGAGGUAUCGAAGGCAAUAAAGAAAGCUCGUUCAAUGGGUUUUAUGUCAGUCACUCUGAAGGAUCCACAGUUUAUUAAAGACCCUGAUAUUUGUGGUAUCAAACAUUUUGAAUAGGUUCUGUAUAAAGACCGACGCUGCAGACCAUCCUUUUGUUUCUGUAAAUCUGUGGUUUGUAAAAUGGUGAAAAAUAAACAAUGGAACAUAAUUAUAAUAACCUGAUGAACCAGAAAAUGAAUAAAACUCAUUUAAAUAAAAACACCA